GCGCUGGAAUCACUACGCGACGCAAUUGUGAGCUCAAUUUAAAGAAGCUCACUAAGCUAGAAGAGGAGGUAAUUACUAGGCAUAUACUUGACCUAGACUCGUGAGGGUUUCCGCACUCCAUCUUCCUUACUCGUCUAGUGCUGCGCCCCAGUAGCUGGUAGGACACCAAGGCAUCGAGCAUAGCCGUUGUGUGUGAGGCUGAGGUUAAUGCUGCCUGCGACGUCCCGCCUUAAUUUAGUCUUCUCUGCAACGUACACGCACUGAAGACCACCAAACGGCACGAUUGAUGAUCUAAGGGUCCAACUGGAAGCCAAGUAAACCAAUGCGCUUUCAGACGUGCCACGCGCAUGACAGCCAUACACCAGCUCAACUUCACGAAGCUGAAGGCUAUAAGAAAGGACAAUGACCAAGUUCUCCUGAAUAUCAUAGUCGUCCAUAGCCUUCGAGAUCACCCUCAAGGAACCUGGGAGGCAGCGGUAAGCGCGAGUCACAGCGGCAACGGUAGCGACAUGACUAAACUACCUAAGAGCUUAAGGUCCCUAUUCAAGCGAUCGAUGGUCAGGCCCUCCGGGACUAAUGCCUCGUCGUCAUUGCCACCGUCUACGAUCUUUUGGCCAGAAGACUAUCUUGCGCAGGAUGUCGCUCAAACACAAAUAUGGACGUAUGGGUACAAUUUAGACGUAAAGAUUCAUUCCUUCCAGGAGGUGUGCGGAAUUUCUGGGAUAAAAGGUUUACAAGAAAAAGUUAUGAAUGACUUCUCGUCCAAGCUCGAUUUUCCGCAAACGCUGGAGACUGUUGAAAGCAUCAAUGUAGAUCAUAUGCAGAUGGCCAGAUAUAGUAGUAGGGACGAUGAAGGCUAUCGUGCUAUAUUAAGCGUCUUCAGAGGAUAUAUCAGCAAUGAGCUUAGAAGUAAGGCUAAGGCUAGGAUUGAGUCGCGUACGUUACGUCGAAGAACUCAUCUUAGACACCCAACACUAACGGGUUGGCAGCCGUUCUGAUGGAUUCUCUUCAAUCGCAAAGAAACUCAUUCAACCAAAGUGAGGUCAGUGCCUUGGGACAUUUGCGAUUCUGUGAUUCGACGCAUAGCUGGGCUCAAGCUUGGUGCACAGCUUCCAAG
Molecule: messenger RNA, 1117 nt
Organism: Paraphaeosphaeria sporulosa
Lineage: Eukaryota; Fungi; Ascomycota; Dothideomycetes; Pleosporales; Didymosphaeriaceae
Exons: 3
Coding region: 348-998 (216 amino acids)
Source: RefSeq, a predicted model, not a curated record